AAUCCGCAACGAUACGUGUGACGUGACGUAAAAAAGUGCAUGUUCGCACGUGUAGAGUUGUAGGUCUAAUCUUCAAUUUAUUUUUAGUCUUAAUUAUAAAUUGUAUUGAAAAAUAAUAAAACAACAGGUUUACUCCAAUUUAUUCGUGAAAACCUCUAUACUUGUUGUUCGUGAUCUCCUCACAGCCCGUGUAAAGAUGUGAAAUAUAAUCAAGAAAUGUCCAAAGAAGGUUAUAGUUCCGAAAAAAGAGAAGGUGAAAAUAAAGUUUUACUCUUAGAAAGAUUGCAAACGUAUCUGAAAGACAAGAAGAGUUCUGACGUCGCCGAAGCGGGGCUCAGUUACAGUAAACCGAGCACUAGUUACGAGCACGAUCAUCCACCACCGUUCCUCGAGGAAUCUACGAACAUAUUGAGAGACGUGCUGAACCAUAAGAAGGCGGAACUGCUGCGGCAACCGGAAAUAGUAUCUUUUUUAAAAUCUGUUUCUUCUGACUUGAAGAAAUAAGUAAAGAUGGCGGUCGCAGCUCAAAAGAGCAUUGCAUCUCUGAUGCGCAAGACUCUGGACCGGCAAGAGGCCACGGCACGCAUCAACUUUAGAUUCAAAGAGCGCCAAGUCGAGAAAAUUAUUCUACACUUCGUAAAAGAUAGAAACUCUGUCCCUUACACGGAACUAGUCAAAGUGCUUAGAGAAUAUCCUCUAAAUGACGAUAACCUUAAGAUCUUAAUAGAGGAUUGCUUGACUUGCGUGAUGUUCUUAGGACGCGAGUUUAAGCAGUUUUUGGCACUGGUGUGUAAGGUGGACUGGUCGGAUCGUAGUGAGGAGUUGGUCGAGCUGUUUGGCCGUUUCACACUUAACCUGGUGACGGCACACACAUACCACUGCCCUAUGGUGCUAGCUAAUUUAGUAACACAAUUUAAAGCAAAUGGUGACAAUUGGGAUGGGCAUCCACCAGCUGGGACUGUAAAACUAUGGUCCAACAUACACUCCCUUAUUGCACAAAUAGUUGCAACAAUGCCUAUGACCAGUGAUCUGCUAAUGCAGAUAGUGAUAGAACAGUUUCCAUACUACAAAGCUGGGUGUGUCCCCAAUAGAGCAUAUAUACACAAUCUGAUCUGGAUGACUAAGUACCUUCCAUCAGUUAGGGAACAUAUCAUGACAGCUAUAGUUAUUAGAAUGGUAGAAAUGGACUCAAACAUAGUAGACCGAGCCAAGAACAAGCAGCCAGAGCUGAUGUUCGAAAUGGAGACAGACGAGAAAGACGAGCUAGCCCCAACACUAGAUUACUGCAUGCUGGAGAUGCUGAGGUGGCUGGAAGAUGAGCGGGAUCCAGUACUGUUCACUAUUUGCAACGUGUUUGAGAGGAUUGUGCUGCCUACACAUGGGAUCAAACACGUCCAAUUCCUCCUGCUGUACGCGACAUCGAUCAGCCAGGCGUGCGCCGACCGGGUGCUGGAGCGGCUGUGGGCGGCGGCGGCGGGGCUGCAGGGCGCGGGCGCGCUGGCCACGCGCCGCACGGCCGCCGCGCACCUCGCCGGCCUGCUGGCGCGCGCCGUGCGCGUGCCCAACACCAGACUGAUCCACUACUUGCGAAGCAUGUCCGAAUGGUGCCACUCGUACAUAACGGCCACGCAGGAAACUACCUCCAACGACAACACGAAAGUUCACGGCACCUUCCACGCGAUCUGCCACUCGAUAUUCUACCUUGUGGCCUUUAAACACCACCAUCUCUUCGCCAGCAAAGAGAAUUUAAACUUCGUGGAAUCGCUAAACCUGCCUCGCUUGGUGACCUGCAGCCUGAACCCGCUGCGCAGCUGUCCCCCGCAGGUCACCCGCGGCUUCGCGGCCGUCACCCGCUCGCACCAGGUCGUCUACUGCCAGGCCAUCAUCGAGAAGAACAGUCGAGUCACGCUCCAAGCUACUAAUAUCCAGGAGUAUGAUGAUUGGUUCCCGUAUGACCCUUACAUGCUGCCUGUGUCCGGUAAAAUGAUCUGGCCCCUCUGCGUCGAAUAUAAAGACUGGGGCAAAGACAACGAAGACGAAACCCAAUACUCCGGCAUGAAACGGAAACUAGAAGAAGAUGACGACUUCCUCAUGACUGCCAGUCCUUCGCAGAAACUAGCUAGCUCGCUGUCAAACUGCAUUUCACCUGGAUUUAGGACGAGUGAGAGUGUUAUGUAAAUAUAAACUCUAACGUCAUAGUAUUAGAGUCCACUCCGGAAUGAAGCAAAAUCUAGAAUGUCGAAUUUUUAAUGGCCGCCAUUCGAUCGCAAAAAAUAUAGCUUGUUUUUAGCAUAAAAAAAAAACAAUCUUGACAUAUCUUUAUUGAAAAGCGCUUUUUAAAAAUCAGAAACUGUAUAUAUGUCAUUAGUAAUAAAAGCAAAAGCAGUAAUGAAAGUAAAUGAUCGUGUAUGAUUUAUAAUUGUUGCAUAUUUGCCGUGACUUAUUUUUCAAAAGCGUUUUUCAAUAAAAAGACACGUCAAAAUCGCUAACCUUCUUUCUAAUGCUAAAAAACAGACUACUUAUAGCUAUAGAUCGUGUCAUUCACGAAGACGUGUGGCUUGACUCGUAAUGUCAUGUUAGUAAAGGUUAGAUUUGACAAAUCUGCGCGUCAUCGUGGAUGACAUGAACUGUCACCAGUGUUGGCAGCAUGAGGUGGCGUCAUGGUUCCAUUUUUAUCACUUGUCACUAUGUCCGUCACUUUCGCGCUUACAUACUUGUUAGAACGUGACAGGCAUGGGGAAAAAUGAUAAAGAGCCGACCAUCUUAGCCCUGAUGGUUCCAUUUUUAUCACUUGUCACUAUGCCCAUCACUUUCGCACUUACAUACUUGUUAGAAUGUGACAGGCAUGGUGACAAAUGAUAAAGAGCCAACCAUAUUAGCCCUAUUGGAUUCAGAACUAGUGAGAGAGUUAUGUAUGUGAAUAUCAACGUUAAUUUGAUAAAGUUAGAACACAAGCUUCCAUAACUGUACUUAUGUGAAUUUCAACUCUAAUUUUAAUAAUAUUAAAGUACGAACACUGAUAUCAUCCAGGCUCUUCUCCAUAUCUUAAAAGUUGGCAGCAGGCUGACACAACUAGGAACAAAAAAAGUUUUGUAUGGAGUUUGUUUCGCAAAUCAUUGCCAACAAAGAAAAAUAAAACGUCAGUGCUAUUUUUUCUGUCAAGUUUACAUCAAGUCAACUGUCACCCUAAUUGUUUUGUUUGUUACGAAGGCUUCAAAGUUUUUUUCAGGUAUUUCGUGCAAUUUCUUUUUUAUUUAGUGAAAAUAAUCGAAAAUAGUGAACUGUGAUCAGAGUAAAGAGCGAGUUUGUUACAAUGCCACCGAUAAAACGGUUUACUAAGUGUGAAAUAUGUGGCAAGCGAGCCACUCGAGAAAAUCACGAAAAAUGGGAUUUUAUGGCGAAAUUUCCCUUGGAUGAAGAACGGUAAGUAUUGCUUUAGAUACUUUUGACCUUAUUUUGGUGCAGCAGGCUUUAAACACAUCGAAAAUUAGAUAUCUUAUAUUCUUUUUAGUUGUGAACUAGGGAUGUACUAAAACUAUCGAUAACUGUAUGUUUAUUUGUAUAUCAAUGUAAAUAAUAAAAUAAAAUAUGUGAAAUUUCCUGUGAACUUGCAAAGCGCUACCCUGAUCCUUCCUAAUGGGGAAGAAAAAGCCCCUUUCCAACAAAAAAAAAUCGGGUCCUCAUUAAGCCCGACCACGUAUUAGUCCACUCAUAGAACUAUCCACUAUAUAACAUACAACUUAAAUGUGGACUCGAUCCUAACCUGAUUUCGAGUACAAAAUUUGUAGACAGGAGUCUAUGUUUCAACCCUCCCCAUUUUAUCGAUAAGAAACGCAAGCGUGUAGCGUACUACACUAUUUAAAUCGCUUAUGUUGGUACUUUGGUUCUUUGUCGUACAGUCAAGGUAUUAAAUAUCGACACGGACAAAGUGCCAAAAAUAUGUUCACACUACUGUAAUGUAUAGACAAUAAGGUCGUGUAUACAUAUUUUUGGCACUUUGUCCGUGUCGAUAUUUAAUACCUUGACUGUACAUUUUGGUAAUGAUUUGCGAUACAAACUGAUCCCACUCGCUAGUAUGGGAGUCCCGUCUCUUAAAACGUAGUGAUUAUAUAAUUAUGCUCUUUGGUCGGCAGCUCGCAGUCCAACUGCAUGUUGCCUGAAUCAUUUAACUUAAGACAAGUAAGACUUAUGUGAAUUUCGACUUUAACUUUAUAGCAUUAGAGUAGGUACAGUCGCUAUCAGAUAUAUCUGAGCGGCCAAAGCGCUCACAAAUAUCUGAACACACCUUUAGUAUUGUCAAGGCGUUAAAGUGCUUGUUCAGAUAUUUUUGAGCACCUUGACCGCUCCAAUAUAUUUGAUGGCGACUGUACCAUCAGCCGUAAAAGUGCAUGGCGAAUUAAUCAAUUAAUUAAUUCAUAAUUUCGCAGAUCAUUAUUACAUACUUGAUGACACCCAGUUCGCUGGUCAGCCGGGUCUUUAGAACCAGUGUUAUAUACAUUUAGGGGUCAUCCAUUAACUACAUCACACGAUCUUCUAGGUAUUUUGACCCCUCCCCCCUCCUUGUCACACAUGGUCACAUUUAGCAAACCCCUCCCCCCUAGUGGGACGUCACAUUUUUGGCAAUUUUGAUUUCAACGAAAUCGGCAAAAAGAAUGUUUUAUCAAAAUAUACCAAAUAUAUAAUAGUAAUUUUAUAACCCAAAACUGAUUAGGAAAGAAAAUUUAAACGAAUAAAAACAAUAUCGUUCCAAUAACUUCUUAUUUAACUGUGCAGUGAAUAAAAAUCUUUAAAUAAAUCUUCGGUUACUGAUGCUUAAAUUAAAGUGACGUCACAAAGUUUGUGACUCCCCCCUCCCUCCCCCUAAACGUGUGAUGUAAUUAAUGGAUGACCCCUUAUUUGUUAUAAAUAUUUUGAUUAAUAUGGUACUAGUAUGUGCUUGUACUUCUCUGAACAAGGUUUUUUUUUAGACGAAAAUUAUACAGGUAUAUAUUAAAGUUGACUGGCCAUUUGUGAAUCUUAUUUGCAAAUACAUAAGGCCAACCAACAUGUUGCUGUCCGGCUGUAAUGUUUAAAAUAAACAAUUUUCGUUUAUUUUUAAUCUUCCAUAGAUAAUUCCUUAAGGGAUACAGUUAUUUUACAAGUGCGCAAAUUAAAAUAUAUUUUUAAGUAGCACUUUUUUUUACAUAUUCAAUAGUAUAAGGACUUUCUCUAAAUUAUUUAACUAUGUAGUAAACUACAAAGCAUUACUAAUUUAAAUUAUUUUACAGUACAUAUGGUGAUACUUUACCGCACUAGUGCGAUAAUUAGCAUAUUACGUUACUGUAUCAAACAUUUAAAGGGCCAUAUGUACUGUAAAAAGUUGUACGAUACAUGUGCGAAUAGGUAAUUCGCAACUCGUGUCGAUUUAAAACACUCCCUUCGGUCAUGUUUUAAUUUAUCGCCACUCGUUUCGAAUUUCCUAUUAUUCGCACUUGUAUCGUAAUGUACUAUUUUACGGUUGUAAAAUUCUCAUGUUUCAGUGUUAGAGCAAUUAACAGAAAAUGUGUUUAUUUAAGCUUUGUAUAUUUAGCCCCGCCUAUCAUAAGCACAUUCUCUGUUAAUAUAUUGUGAAGUUAGCAGGCAAAUGGUACUUGCUUUUUGUCAAUCGACAAAGUGGUACAGUUUACCUCCCGCCACAUUUAGGAACAUAUAUUUUGUUUUUUUGUUUAUAUGUGUCUGUACCCUAAAUAUGAUUAAAAAAAUAAAUAAAAAUGCUAGUUUUUGGUAACAAUUUUUACCUUUGCAUAUUGGUUUGAUGUGAUACUCUUUUGAAAUGAUUUGAAAUGAUACUCUUUUGUUUGCUAAGGGUAUAGACACCAAUUGCUUUCGGAAAUUAUUUUUAUAGGUAAUUAGAAAAUGUCAUUAGAAAACUUGUAUAUAGUUCGUUCGCGUUGAAUGCAGUAAAAUCAUCAGUGUCCGGCUUAGCGAUGUUGGUAACCAAUCAAAUCGUUCUAAUUAGGUAUGAUUUGAUUGGUUACAGGCGUGACCAGACCGACGGACAAUGAUGAUUGAUGAUUUUACUGCAUUCUUGACGCGAACGAACUAUAGAUUUUUUACCACUGGUGGUUAUAUUUGGCAAACAAGUUAAUCGAAUUACUUUACAUUGCUUAUAUAUACUUGAUAUAAAUAAACAUUAUAAGAUUGUUUAAAGAAAGGCUAGUAAGUUAUUUAGUUUUAAUUUUUAUAAAUAAAUGUAUUUAUUAUA
Molecule: messenger RNA, 6244 nt
Organism: Cydia pomonella (codling moth)
Lineage: Eukaryota; Metazoa; Arthropoda; Insecta; Lepidoptera; Tortricidae
Gene: Tif-IA
Product: RNA polymerase I-specific transcription initiation factor RRN3
Exons: 8
Coding region: 511-2178 (555 amino acids)
Biological process (GO): transcription initiation at RNA polymerase I promoter
Cellular component (GO): nucleus
Molecular function (GO): RNA polymerase I general transcription initiation factor activity; RNA polymerase I core binding
Source: RefSeq, a predicted model, not a curated record